Messenger RNA from Aspergillus pseudoviridinutans, 561 nucleotides. RefSeq lists its product as uncharacterized. Lineage: Eukaryota; Fungi; Ascomycota; Eurotiomycetes; Eurotiales; Aspergillaceae. The transcript has 2 exons. The record is from RefSeq and is a predicted model, not a curated record. The coding region runs from base 1 to 561 and encodes 186 amino acids.
AUGGCCGCUCGCUUGUGGAUUACGUUAGCCGGCAUUAUCUCAAAGUCCAUCAGCGAGCUUUUCGAAUUCAAGAGGGAUGGUAUAUCAAUCUUCAAAUCCAUUCACCUCAAGCAAGAGGACAAGGAACAUGCUUUGAAAUUCCUAGCAGAAGUUGGUCAUGACCUGUUCAAACAAAUUUUCUAUUCGAACCGCUCCGAUACCAACACUCACAAAAUUGCCGAUUAUCUUUGCAAAGAGCUCAACUGCUCCAGAACAUACAAGAUUCAGGUCGUCGCAGAAAAAGCGCCCAUUCCAUGGGGUAUUCUGUAUGCCAGAAAAGAGACAGAGAAGCCGAGUUGGGACUAUUUUAUUGGCAUGCGACAUAUGUUGGAGCAGAAGUCUCUGAGAAAUCCCGACAUCCUCCGUGAGAUGACUUCUACCAUUUGUAGUAGUCCAAAAUUGUUUGUUGGAGCCAACCUCACCACUGAGAAAGAGUUCGGUGAUUAUGUUGAGCGCCAACGCAACUGGUGGAUAGCAAGAGCAUCUGACAACAGCAUUGAAAUUCACACCACGGAAAAGUGA